This is a messenger RNA of Nylanderia fulva, 2098 nucleotides long. RefSeq lists its product as uncharacterized. Gene Ontology annotation, biological process: purine ribonucleoside salvage; purine nucleobase metabolic process. Lineage: Eukaryota; Metazoa; Arthropoda; Insecta; Hymenoptera; Formicidae. Gene Ontology annotation, molecular function: adenosine kinase activity. The record is from RefSeq and is a predicted model, not a curated record. Gene Ontology annotation, cellular component: cytosol; nucleus.
ACACACCGUUGAAAUGUUAUUUGUUGGCGGAAAUUCAAUAAAAGAAAAAAGAAAAAGAUUCCUUCUCAAGCUUAUGUAUUCACUGCUUGAGAGCGCAAUUAUUUAGAUUAUGAUAAGGCUUGAAGGCUGGAUGCGAUUGAGUUCAUUGACAGAUUAGUGAAUGAAAUGUAGCUAUGGAAAUGAAUAAGAAACAAUUAAUACGUUAAUUAAAUUACGUUUAGAUUGCAUUCACUUCAAUGUGUUGAUAUGAAGGAAAAUAAAUAUCUGGAAUAAAGCAGCUUUCUCUUUACAUUUUGUCCGCAUUUUCUCAUUUAUGUUCUAUUGAAUGAUUUGAAGAUGAAAGUCACACAAGUGUGUUGAUCGAGUCUCCGAUAUUGAAAUAUCUUAUGAUCUUCAAUGUAGUUUAAUAAUUUCUCUCAAUGAGAGAAAUUACAAUGAUUCGAAAAGUUUCAUUUAUCUUGUAACAUUCGAAGCACAUCCUUCGAUACAGAAAAUGGUGGAAAAGAUCCCACUGCGGAAGACCAUUGCUCGAUUGGAUUUUCCAGCGAUUAUAGCUUUUGGCAAUCCUCUCCUGGACAUUCUUGUAAUAGUGAAGAAUGAAGACUUGCUUAAAAAGUACAAUCUCAAAAUCGAUGGCGAGAUGGAGCUAUGUGAGGAAAAAAUGCAGGAGUUGAUUGCAGAUUUACCACCAGAAACAGAGCAAUGUACAAGUCCAGGAGGAUCUGCACAGAAUACCUUAAGGAUUUUGCAAUGGUUGUGUGAUGAGACUCAUGAAUCUCAAAUUGGUACUUUUUAUGGUGGUAUUGGAAAUGAUCAAAAGGGUUCAAUUUUAGAAAAACUAGUUCGAAUUACAGGAGUGGAUGUAAGAUAUGCUGUACAUCCAACUCUAUCUACUGGAUUAUGCGUUUCAUUAGUAUACGAGUCAUCUCGCAGUCUUGUUGCAAAUCUUGGUGCAGCCAAUGUAUAUACAUUGGAUGAUUUAAAAAAGGCCAAUCUACAGUUAGAUAGCAUGAAGAUAAUUUAUAUUGAAGGAUUUUUCAUAACGCAUAGCUUGGAUGUGGCUAAGGAACUGGUCAAGCAAGCGCAGGAGAAAAAUAUUAUCAUAGCGUUCAAUCUUAGUGGCUUAUAUAUAUUCCAAGAUCAUCAAGCGGCCAUUUGCGAAAUGGUCGGUCAUGCCAAGAUCGUGUUCGGCAACGCUAGGGAAAUGAUUGCUCUCGCGCAAGCAUUGAAUGUAAAGUACGACGAUGUCACCGAUAUACCCUUCUUGCUGAACAGUUUAAAGAGGAUCACGGUGGAUGUUUCUAGCGGCAACAGCAAGGAUUGGUUGGCCGACGACGGUAUAUUCAUCAUGACUCGUGGUGGAUCUGCACCAGCGAUCAUUGUAUGGGGCAAAGGACAGUCCGUUCAGAUACCACCCAUCGUACCGAAAGCGCCUAUCGUGGACACUACUGGUGCCGGGGAUGCUCUGGUUGCUGGCUUUCUGGCCGGCGUCUUGGCUCACUGGGACCCGAAGAAUUGCUUAGAAUUGGGAUGCAAGGUCGCAUCUUAUAUGAUAACUAGACUAGGCGUCACGUUACCUAGCAGUAUACCUCACGAUUUGCUGCCAUAACGUUUCGAUCUCUUUAGAAGACUAAUCAUUGUUACCUGACGUAAUAUGCAUGUAAGUUGCAUAGUUAUUUAUUGCCUCAGAGUUAUAUAUAUAUAUAUAUAUAUAUUAUAUAUAUAUAUUAGCGAAUUAUUGAUCGAUAAUUAGCUUUAUUCGUCGAUGUUACGUCCAUGUGUUCCAUUAGAUAUUUAUUUCAACGGUCCAUGUGUCCAUGUACUUAUAUACGACACGCGCACGUGUUGCAUUGUAAAAUGCAAGACCCAAUGUUUUAUUUAUUAAAGAUUACUGUCGUGUUACUCGUGUCAAUCUGCAUUUCAAAAAAUGCAAUAUUUUUAGUAAUAAUAAUCAGUAAGAUAUAGAGAGAUAUUAGAGAUUUAUCUGGAUCAUCGUUGCCAUUAUAGAUUUGUAGUUUAUCUACCUGAUGUUGCAGUAUUGUGAAGAAAUUUGUGUAACAGGAGUUUGUAAUUAAGAAUUAUAUAAUUUAUCUUUCUA